Molecule: messenger RNA, 300 nt
Organism: Penicillium cataractarum
Lineage: Eukaryota; Fungi; Ascomycota; Eurotiomycetes; Eurotiales; Aspergillaceae
Exons: 2
Coding region: 1-300 (99 amino acids)
Source: RefSeq, a predicted model, not a curated record
AUGGAACAUAACCACCCGCCCUCACUAGAUCAAAAACAAGAUUGUUUGAUCGGUGGAUCUGCAGUUGUGGGACGGAGAUCUCCGCCUGUUUUGCGCAUUCUGGGUGACGUCUUGAGCCUCUUGAUUACUGGAGGUUUGGUAUGGUAUGUAUUCGAGGAUAGCAAGGAUAGCAAGGAUAGCAAGGAUAGCAAGGAUAGCAAGGAUAGCAAGGAUAGCAAGGAUAGCAAGGAUAGCAAGGAUAGCAAGGAUAGCAAGAAGGCGUGGUUGACCGGGUUGCUUGAAUUAUUAUUUGGAUCUUGA